Rattus rattus (black rat) is the source of this 969-nucleotide messenger RNA. RefSeq names its product gamma-glutamylamine cyclotransferase (gene Ggact). Lineage: Eukaryota; Metazoa; Chordata; Mammalia; Rodentia; Muridae. The coding region runs from base 10 to 459 and encodes 149 amino acids. The transcript has a single exon. The record is from RefSeq and is a predicted model, not a curated record. Gene Ontology annotation, molecular function: gamma-glutamylaminecyclotransferase activity.
UGCAGCCAGAUGACCCACAUCUUCGUGUAUGGCACCCUGAAGCGGGGCCAGCCCAACCACAAAGUCAUGCUGGACCAGUCACAUGGCUUAGCCACCUUCCGAGGCCGGGGCUGCACAGUUGAGUCCUUCCCACUGGUGAUUGCGGGCGAGCACAACAUACCUUGGCUGCUGCACCUGCCAGGCACGGGCCAUUGCGUGGCAGGUGAGAUCUAUGAGGUGGAUGAGCAGAUGUUGCGCUUCCUGGAUGACUUCGAAGGCUGCCCCAGCAUGUACCAGCGUACAGCCCUGCAGGUGCGGGUGCUGGAGUGGGAGGGUGCUGGAGGCCCUGGGGACAGUGUUCAGUGCUUCGUGUACAGUACAGCCACCUAUGCACCCGAGUGGCUGUUUCUUCCCUACCAUACAAGCUAUGAUUCUGAGGGCCCACACGGGCUCCGCUACAACCCCCGGGAAAACAGGUGAGGGGCUAGUGCCCCAAAUGCCAACAGGGUGGAGGGAAUUUGGUAGCUGCCUGGCAUAAGCAGAGCUCUCCCAGUUCAAUUAUAAAACAUGUUACGCUAAUCUGAUGUUACUUAAUUCUGCUUCCGUCUUUAGUGGAGGAGCUUGCAUGUACUAGAUGAGAAACACUCUAGGCUGAGUCCCCUAAACGGCAGUUACAGAGUACCUGGUGCUCCUCACUGCUUUUUUUUUUUUUUUUUUUUUAAAUUUGCUUUGCUCUAACCUGAACAUGGAAUCUUCUGAGACUAAAAGGACUGGGCUGCAGUUGUAUCUGAACAGUUUAACAUAUUGAUUCCCAUAUAUAGAACCUAGAAAGAAGUGGUAAGAGAUGCUGAUUUGGGUCAAAUCAGUGUAAAAACAUCAAGAAAAGCAUGUUGUACCUAAACUAUGUGCUCCGUCCACCCCCACCUGCAUUUUCUAAAUCACACAUAAACUAUUAAAAUGGCCAUUAAAAUAAAAGUCUGCUGUUGCUGU